Cricetulus griseus (Chinese hamster) is the source of this 797-nucleotide messenger RNA. The record is from RefSeq and is a predicted model, not a curated record. NCBI's taxonomy places the organism in Eukaryota, Metazoa, Chordata, Mammalia, Rodentia, Cricetidae.
CUUAAUCUCAGGGUCCUGGGUUCAUGCCCCACGUUGGGUGCCAUGUGUACUCAGAGGGUUCAUAUUAAGAUAUCUUUAUCCAAAUAAUACAGGCCAAGCACAAGCCAGAGCGUGCCCAGAGGUAGCAAGCUAGGGAGGCCAGAGAGAGAGCUCCCACAUGUCCCCACAAGUCAUCCUGAACCUUCCCUGACCACGCCCUGACAGGCUUUGUUAAGCACACCUGUAGCCAGCCCUUAGGAAGCAUGGUUACUGUGUCUCCCUACAGUGACCCAUCAUCAAAGUCCUCGGAGAUCAAAUGGAAAUCUGGAAAGGAUUUGUCAAAACGCUUAAGUCAAACUCAGAAUAAGGCCAGCAGGAAGAGGCGGCACAAAGAGCCACAGAGCUUCUUUACCUGGUUUACUGACCAUUCUGAUGCAGGUGAAGAUGAGUUAGGAGAGGUUAUCAAAGAUGACAUUUGGUCAAAACCCUUGCAGUACUAUUUUGUUCCUGAUAUGGAUGAUGAAGAAGGAGAGGCAGAAGAUGAUGAUGAAGAUGAUGAUGAUGAUAAUAAGGAGGAGGAGGAGGAGGAGGAGGAGGAGGAAGGCUUGGAAGAUAUUGUCAAAGAAGGGGAUGAAGAUGAAUGUGAAGAAGAUGAAGAUGAUGACUAAGGGGAAGAAGGAGAGGAAGAUGAAGGUGAGGAUGACUAGCACAGAAGACUGGUGGAUUCCAACCAUCUUAUUUAUUUUCUUUUAUUUUCAAUUUUCUCCAGUCCCUGCGAGCAAGUUGCAGUCAUUUCCCUCCCCUCCCCAAUCCCUCUU